CUGGCUCAGAGAUGCAGAGUCCCUCAGCAGUAGCUGGCCCCUUCUCAGAUCCCCUGAGGCUCCAGCUCCUCAUCCUGCUACUCUCGGGCCUCUGGUUGCUCCAAGGACCUUGCAGUCAUUUCUCUCUUACCUGUGGAUUGGGCUUUUUUUCCCUUGCUUUGGUUUUCCCUGACCCUGUUGGAAUCCACCAGAAUGUGAGUUGUCUUCUCUGUUAUGACCCAUUCCCUCCACCUGCAGAAUUGCAGCUCCCCAGACCCUCUUGUGUGGUACAUGUUACUGAGACCCUGACCCACCUGGGAACCUGUUUCUUCUCCAAGGACUGGAGUCUUUUGCUUCUUUAGCUUUCCCCAACCUGACAUCUUUUCAGCCAUGGUGACUCAGUUCCUGCCCUCAGCUUAAACGGCAUUGCAUAAGAAUUGUCAGGGUCUUUGCCACUUUUUUCUCCUUUCAUCUCAGCAAGAGCUUCACUGACUGUACUUGGUAAUGAUAAUGCCAGGUCUGAGCCACAGCAGCAGCAGCAUAUAGGGAGAGGAUGUGCUCCAUCGGCCGGAGGCUAAGCCACUUAACACUGAGAUCCCAAGCCCCUACUCUGAACCUUUGUGGGACAGUUAUGCUGGUGGGCAGGCUGUGGCAGUUGUGUGUGUGCAUGUGUGGUUGGCCCAUCAUGGUCACAGGUGGAGUCUUGGAACUGGGGACAGAGAGUGGGCUCAAAUUCCCAAUUCUUGUGGGCAUUUUAGAACUGGAACCACUUUGGCAGUUUUGGGACAGCCAGCUCUGACCCCUUGCCAAAGACACACAUUUGAUGACCUGUGCAAUGAGACAAUGAUCAAAGUACACCAGGACCGUCAGUGAAGGAAAAAGCAGAGCUAGAGGAGAAGAGAGGGAGGUGCCACCUUGAUCCAGCUGAAGCAUUUCCAGGAGGCUUCCUCCGGAUGCCACAUCGCGGCUGCCCUUCUGCUGUAGCACGGAGCUGGUGAUUGCCGAGUGUGUGGACAUGGCUUUGCUCAGCAACAUCCUAGCGGCCUAUUCCUUUGUCUCAGAAAACCCCGAGCGAGCCGCUCUGUACUUCGUCUCCGGCGUGUGCAUCGGGCUGGUGCUCACGCUGGCGGCCCUGGUGAUGAGGCUCUCCUGCCGCACCGACUGCCGGCCGCGUCCCCGCAAGAAGUUCCUGCAGGACCGGGGGAGCAGCAGCGACAGCAGCGACAGCGAGGAUGGCAGCUCAGACACCGCGUCCGACAUCUCGGUCCGGAGACACCGCCGCUUCGAAAGGACUUUGAACAAGAACGUGUUCACCUCGGCCGAGGAGCUGGAGCGCGCGCAGCGGCUGGAGGAGCGGGAGCGCAUCAUCCGGGAGAUCUGGAUGAACGGCCAGCCCGACGGCCCCGGCACCAGGAGCCUGAACCGCUACUACUAGCGGCGCCCGGGCCGCCCCCGCCAGGCUCCGCAGCGCGCGGGCGUCCGUCGGCUGAACGCGCUUCUGCUGAAGGCCUGGAGCAGAGCUACUUUUGCAGCCGGGGGACGGGGGGCCUGAGCUUCCCUUCCCGACUAGAUGUAUGCAGAAGUAGAAAACCCAAGUCAGUUCAUCAACCUUUCCAGGUCGCGGAAUGGUGCUGAAGACCCCUCUCCAACUACGUGGAUGGAGAAUUAGAGAAACGGGACUGUGGUUUCUCUUGAUUUCUGAGGAUCUCAGAGGUUUCUGCAGACUUCCUUGCUGUGUGUUAUUCCUUUACAAAAGGAAGAGUAUCAUGGCAUGAGGGCUAGGAAUAGCAGGGUGAACUUAACCCCGUAAAUGCAAUUUUCUAAACGACCCCAUGCUACGGAGGUGAUUCUCAUCCGGCUAGCGUGAUUUAUGAUUAUUAUUUAAGGCUGAUUUUUGACAAUCUUGUGUUGCGACGGCAACCUUGUCCAUUUUAACUGGCACCUCAGGGAUUAAAAUCCUAUUUUUUAGUAGAGUUCCCACCUCAUUCAUGAAAAUGGGUAGAAUUAAUGUAUUAUGGGAGAUGUGUCAGUGAGCUAGAAAAUAUCAAUAACCUCAAAGGAUGAAGGGUUUUAUUUUAAAUAGUUUAUAAAAUAUAUAUUAACACGCGUAUCUGAAGAUGCUGCAUAAGAAUAAAAAUUGUUUUCACCCCUUUCGGAAAGAAGACAUUUUGUUAUGACUCUAGAUAAUUAUGAUUUUAAACAUUUUGUUUUUUUAAAAAAAGUUUGGAUUUCCAAGAAAAGAAUGGGAAUGGGAGAGGAGGAAUAAAGCCAAAAUUAGGAUGAGAUUUAAAAAAUAAUAAAUAUUACAUAAAAUCUU
Molecule: messenger RNA, 2296 nt
Organism: Canis lupus familiaris (dog)
Lineage: Eukaryota; Metazoa; Chordata; Mammalia; Carnivora; Canidae
Gene: EVA1A
Product: eva-1 homolog A, regulator of programmed cell death
Exons: 3
Coding region: 995-1414 (139 amino acids)
Source: RefSeq, a predicted model, not a curated record